Messenger RNA from Stereum hirsutum FP-91666 SS1, 540 nucleotides. Its product is annotated as phosphatases II. The annotation marks the transcript as partial. Gene Ontology annotation, cellular component: cytosol. The record is from RefSeq and is a predicted model, not a curated record. Lineage: Eukaryota; Fungi; Basidiomycota; Agaricomycetes; Russulales; Stereaceae. Gene Ontology annotation, biological process: protein dephosphorylation. The transcript has 2 exons. Gene Ontology annotation, molecular function: protein tyrosine/serine/threonine phosphatase activity.
AUGCUUUCCUUCUCCUCCCCGACCUGGCAAUCCUCCCUCCUCGCCGCCUCCAAAUCCUCCUCCAAAUCCUCCAACAACAAAACAUCAUCAACGAGCGCAGGUCCCCGCGGGCACGCCGCCUCCGAGAUCAUCCCCCGUCUCUACCUCACAGACCUCUUCACAGCGCGGAACGAAGCCGAACUCAAAAGACUGGGCAUCACGCAUAUCGUGUCGGUGAUCGAGCACGAGCCGUCGUUCCCGGAGAUUGCGGAGGGGAUGAAGAAGUUGCAUAUUAGGGUGGCGGAUAGGGCGGAGGCGGAUUUGGGCGUGCAUUUGGAGGAGACGACGAGGUGGAUUGGGGAGGCGUUGGGGGAGGAGGGGAAUAGGGUUAUGGUGCACUGUUUCAUGGGAGUUUCCCGGAGCGCAACCGUCGUCUGUGCAUACCUCAUCGCCACGAUGUCCAUGACCGCCCCGGAAUCGAUCUCCUUCGUACAAUCAAAACGGGGCAUCGUCUGUCCCAACAUCGGGUUUCGCCACCAGCUGGAAGCGUACGAGGAGCGG